Molecule: messenger RNA, 3726 nt
Organism: Pseudocercospora fijiensis CIRAD86
Lineage: Eukaryota; Fungi; Ascomycota; Dothideomycetes; Mycosphaerellales; Mycosphaerellaceae
Exons: 23
Coding region: 1-3726 (1241 amino acids)
Biological process (GO): ubiquitin-dependent protein catabolic process; positive regulation of proteasomal ubiquitin-dependent protein catabolic process; protein polyubiquitination
Cellular component (GO): ubiquitin ligase complex; cytoplasm
Molecular function (GO): zinc ion binding; ubiquitin conjugating enzyme binding; ubiquitin protein ligase activity
Source: RefSeq, a predicted model, not a curated record
AUGUUCGAACAAGAUGGUAUCUCCGAGAUGUGUUCGUGUUCGGGUGGGUUCUGGAGCGAGCAGCAGAAGUUCGCAGCAAGGGUGCAGCGGAGUGUAAGUGAAUCGACUGCUUCACUUCACUUCUCGCCUCAUACACAGGAUCACAGUGCCAUCUGGCGCUGCGGAGAAAGCAUUGUGGCCAGACUCGAUGAAGCACGUCGUGAAGGCGUCGUCAAGCGCUGCUAUUGUCGUGGGAAUGCCGCUCAGUCCAACAUCGCUGCCCGUGGUCCACCGUGCAUCCAUCGCUGCCCAUCCUCGUCCACCGCCUGUAUCCAUCAUGAGCUUGAGCUACCUCUCCCGCUAGCCAGCCUCGAAAAGCCGCCCAGGGAACACCACGAGAAGGUGGGAGUAGGAUUUCGUUCCCCGGCCUCGCAAGGCAUCACAAGCUUGACCCGCCCAAAAGGUCCAACAGUGCCCUACUCCAAUCUCGCCGCCAUGUCUAAGGUGUUUCGCGUUAUGGAGAUUUGUGAUGCUUCACCAGCUCUGACUUCCACAAGUCCAACAGUGCCCCACGCCAUUCUCGUCUCGCUGCCUCUGGAGUUUCGCUUAUGGCGUUGCGCCCUGAAAGGUCACCCCAACAGGAUUUUGUUCACACGAGCUCUGGCUCCACAAGCCCGACAGUGCUGCCGAGAACUGCUUGAGGAUUUCUCGUCGCCGAAUCAAGAUUGUCGUAAGGGUAGUCGGAAGGUUGUUGGACAUGGCGGGCCAAGCAUCCUCCUCAUCUCCGCUGCAUACCGUGCCCCGUCAUCAGCGGCUGCCGCUUCUCUGGUGAGCAUUCGCCUCUGCCACAUCACGCUUGACAAUUCCAUUGACGAGCUGAGGAUGGUUCACUUGGGCCAGCCCCCUCCAGAAGGGUGUCAAAAAGACCGGCGGCCCUCCGAUCGCCACCCUGAUCUCAUCCACCGCAUCACGGCAGUCAGACCACACAGUGACUUGGGCAUCGACGAAUGCGUCAGAGGCUCCGUGGGCGCUGUGCAAUGCCACCAAGCACGCCAAAGCCUCCUGAAUCCCUCGGAGCUCGACGGCGUCCAACUGGUCGGUCUGGAGUCACCGCAUUGUGAAAUGCGAAUGCACACCCGGCCUGACCACCUUCUACCUCAGCUCGCUCGCCUGGAUUGGGUCGUAUUGACCCGUCAGUCCAUACCUCGAAGUAUGGCCGAGGCUGACGGGGUGAUUAUAUGUUGGUCUCUCACAUUCGCCGUUGCUUCGCCGCCGGUCGACCAAGAAUAUCCACUCGUGAGUGACGCCGCCUCACCCCGGCAACAUCAUGCAGGAGCCCAACGGUCUUGCUUCACUUCACCGUCCUUCCUACAUCAAUGUUUCCCCUUCAACCAGGAGACCAUUCCAUCGCCUGGACGAGAUCAAUUGCCAGCGAAAGCGUUGAGUGGCUUUAGUUUACAGAUUCGUAGCUGCAACACCACCAAACCCGCCUCUCUCACUUCAUCGAAGCCUUACAAUGGUACUUGCACGCCCUCACAGACGAUCGCCGCACGCUCCUGUAGGCUGGAGCUGGAAUGGAGCGAUGGAACGAUGAGGUACGAUCAAACCUGGCCCGUCAAUAUCCAACGCAGCCGCGCAACCGUUUCCAUCGCAGACAUCACAACCCUCCCUCCCUCCCUCCAGCAUCCGUCCCUCCAACAUCUCUCCCCUCUGAAAGCUCGCUUCACAAGUCGCACACAACGCUACCGAGCGCCCAUCAUCAGCAUGAGCCGCGACCAGCGGUACCGCCCACCAGAGGGCGAAUACGGUCCGGCUACCCACUCCCAAUAUGCAUAUAACGAGCACAAGCUAUGGCGGUGCUCUGAAAGAGAACGCUCACUAUUGGCAGCAUUUUACCAGCGUUCAAUGCUGGAGACUCUCAGUUCACGAGACAAAGAAGUCAGGAUGGUGAUAUUCGCCGGAAUCGGUCAUCAUACAAAGGCAGUUUGGGUUUACUCCGGCGAAUCUGCAAAAUUCCUACUUCCAAAGAUUUGCCAGCAGACUUCCCAGCCCAUAGCACGCAUACACACCAUGAACGCCGACGGCAUCUUCACCGACUGGGAAUCAGAAGAAGACGACGACAACUCCUGUCCCAUCUGCGCCGAAGACUUGACCGGAAAAGACAACACCUUCAUCCUCGAAUCCCGCUACUGCAACGACUGCGCAAAACCGUACCUCACCAAAAAAAUCCAAGACGCGAUCAAAAACGAAAUCUACUAUCCCCUCAGCGAGGGACGUGAUCCGCUCUACAUCGAAGACUUUCGUGCCUUGAUCGACGACAACGAUCUCUACCAGUUGUAUUAUGAGCGCGCGGAAGACUACGCCGUCCCGGUGUCGGAGAGGAGGUAUUGUAAACAUAGGAUUCGCGUCGGGGAUCGGCCGCGGAAUCCUUAUGCGGAUGAGAAUCCGAAGACUUGGAUUCCGCCGGUGGCGCUCGGGGUGGAGACGGAGCCUUGUGGGCAUCAGCUUCGAGGGAUGGAGGAUGAGGAGAUUCCGUCUUGUUCUUGUUCUUCGUGCGCGGGUUUGAGCUGUUUGAAUUGCUUUGAGCCGACUUAUGGGGUUCGUGUACCGCAUCGUUGUCUUUUGAUGGAAGUGGAAGAAGAAGAAGCACAAGCUGAAAUCGAUGGUUUGGAAGGUCAGGUGCGUGGGAAGGACUACCAGCUCUGUCCAGAAGCGGAUUGUCGAGUCCCGGUAUAUCUCGGAGAGGCGUGCAACCAUAUGGUCUGCCCGAGACCCGUGUGUCGGACAGACUUCUGCUUCGUGUGCGGAGAGCAAGUUUUGAGCAUGGCAGAGCAGCACUGGGGAGAUCGCGAGGGCCAGUGUCCCUGGUACGGUCAACCUCCAGGCCCGCGACGGAGACGCCUAGUUCGACGAGAGUUGCAGCCGUGGGAGAAUCCUCGACUCGUUUUCAUAGAGGAGGAGCAGCCCGAACCGGGUCCGGAGAGGACCGGGUAUUUCCCGGAAAGAUUCGAACGAGGGGAUCGGUUCCUGCGGUUCCCAAACAUCCCUCCACCGGACCCCAGAGCGCCGUGGAUUGUUCCUGCCAUCAGCACGAUGCGAGCGGCGGGAUUCGGGGAUGUUUUGGGGAUUUCUGAUGCCAGAUUACUCGAGGAGACGAUGGGGUCGCGGCCCAGAAAACGCUAUCGCAAUCGAGGCCGUGAUAUUCAACGUCUCCAAGCCAUGCUGGCCGUUUGCCUCAUGCGAUCGCUCAUCUCAAACGAAGAAGUGAUCGCCAUGGUGGAUCAACUGCGCAAAGAAGGUCCUUCACCGCUGUUCAUCUGGAACCUCAACGCCCAAGGAGUCAUUGAAGAAAUGAACAAAGGCCAACCAUGGGAUGAAGAAGAGAAAAUACAAGAUCCCAGGAACUUGGAAAUUCUCUUGAGUCGUGGGAUGGAGUUGGGGAUGUGGGAUCAGCUGCGUGCGGAUGAGAUUUUCGAGGCGAAUUACAUGCGCCUUGCGCGACGGUUUGUGGUUCAGACCUUUCGCCGGGGCCCUCAGAGUCGGGUGGUGGAAUGGCCGUUGCCCACCGACGACUUUCCGCUCCGAGUUGGGGAUUGUGAGCCUCCGAGGUGGUUUUUUGAUUUGGAAAAUCAGGAAAGGCGGAUGGUUCAGCUGAAUUCGUGGUUGGAAGAUGCGGUUUUCUGGACAUGUCGUCUCGUGUGGUUGGAGGUCGGUCCAUCUGCUAGAGCUUGGGGGUCUGAAGAGUGA